Molecule: messenger RNA, 747 nt
Organism: Pan troglodytes (chimpanzee)
Lineage: Eukaryota; Metazoa; Chordata; Mammalia; Primates; Hominidae
Product: cleavage and polyadenylation specificity factor subunit 5-like
Biological process (GO): mRNA 3'-end processing
Cellular component (GO): mRNA cleavage factor complex
Molecular function (GO): mRNA binding
Source: RefSeq, a predicted model, not a curated record
AUGGGCGUGGUCCCUGUCUCCUACCUGCAAGUGGAAAAUGAUAUGCUGACCACAGAGGGAGAGCCCGAUCAGUUCAGCAACAAGUACAUCCAGCAGACCAAGCCCCUCAUCCUGGAGCACACCAUCAAAUUGUAUCCUAUUAUCAAUUAUACUUUUGGUACAAAAGAGCCCCUCUAUGAGAAAGACAGCUCUGUCUCAUCCAGAUUUCAGCAAAUGAGGGAAGAAUUGGAUAAAAUUGGAAUGAGGAGUAACAUAGAAGGGGAUUCUGAUUGUUUACAAGCACUGGUGUGGCUACUCUAUGUAUUACUGCUACUGCUGGGAGCAACUUUCUUCAAGUUACCUGAUGGUGAACUUAGCCCAGGAAAAGGUGAAGUUGAAGGACUAAAAUGCUUAAUGACUGGGAUACUGAGUCAUCAAGAUGGAGUUCUGAAAGAUGCAAGACUGGGCCAUUGCAUUGGUAACUGGUGGAGACAAUAUCCAUAUAUUCCUGCAUAUAUUACAAAGCCUAAGGAACAUAAGAAGUUGUUUCUGGCUCAACUUCAAGAAAAAGCCUUGUUUGCAAUCUCUAAAAAUUACAAGCUCAUAGCUACACCAUUGUUUGAAUUGUAUAACAAUGCACUAGGGUAUGGACCUAUUGUUUGCAGUCUCCCUCAGCUGUUGAGCAGUUUCAAAUUUAUAUACAAUGGAAUUCCUGUGCAGUGGAGAAGUAAAAGAAGCCAUUUCUGUGAACAUAGCUAUACAGUGUAG